Messenger RNA from Penicillium samsonianum, 882 nucleotides. Its product is annotated as cytochrome b5 reductase family protein. Bases 1 to 882 code for a protein of 293 amino acids. Gene Ontology annotation, biological process: ergosterol biosynthetic process. The transcript is spliced from 3 exons. NCBI's taxonomy places the organism in Eukaryota, Fungi, Ascomycota, Eurotiomycetes, Eurotiales, Aspergillaceae. The record is from RefSeq and is a predicted model, not a curated record. Gene Ontology annotation, molecular function: cytochrome-b5 reductase activity, acting on NAD(P)H.
AUGUUCAGAACUCGUCUCCCCCAAUCCAUAACAGCAAAGUCGGCCACGGUUGUCGCUUUACUAGGCGUUGGAGCUUAUUGUGCCCAGUCACGUCUUAUGUCAACUGCCAAUGCAGAGUCAAAUGAGCCUCCAAGAGUCUUCUCAGGAUUUGGAUUUACCACCUUGCGCCUGAAAAGCACGAAAGAUGUAAAUCACAACACGAAACGCCUCGUUUUCGAGUUUCCGGACCAGAACGCCACAAGCGGAUUGACAUUAACUUCGGCACUCCUCACCAUAUCCCGUCCCGAAGGGCGCUGGUUCCCCGUACUACGCCCAUAUACACCCAUCAGCGAUCUAAAUCAAGAAGGUCAGAUCGAGUUCAUGAUCAAGAAAUACCCAAACGGCAAAGCGAGCAGCCACAUCCACUCGCUUGCCCCAGGAGAUACCCUCACAUUCGCGGCGGCACUCAAAGGACACGCCUGGACACCGAACCAAUCCCCGCAAGUCUACCUCAUAGCAGGCGGGGCCGGUAUUACACCAAUCUACCAGCUUGCGCAGGGCAUUCUCAAUAAUCCAGCCGACAAAACUAAAAUCAACCUCGUCUUCGGCGUCAAUACUGAGCAGGAUCUGCUUCUACGAGAAGAGCUGGAGAGCUUCAAGACGCGCUUCCCGGGUCGCUUUGACUAUAUUUACACAGUUAGUCACCCUGAGGGACAGAAUGAUGGCUUCAGGAAGGGGUAUGUUACUGAGGAGCUGUUGCGGGAUGUUGUAAAGGCCGAUGGUGAUGCGAAGGUCUUUGUUUGCGGACCUCCUGCUAUGGAGGAUUCUUUGGUUGGAUCGCGAUCCCAAAUGGGUAUUUUGGCUCGGCUUGGGUUUGCAAAGGGUCAGAUUGUUAAGUUUUAG